UAGUACGUCAACUCUUCAAGCUCAUUCUCUCUGAGUCAUUCGAAGAUGGUGCGCGCUGAUGAUUCGGACGACGCCGAUCCGUCGACCUACGAUCGCUACCGGGAGCUGAAGCGCUUCGACGAUUCCAAAGCGGGCGUCAAGGGCCUCGCCGACUCCGGCAUCGCCAAGCUCCCCCGCUUCUUCGUCCGCCCGCCGGAGGACAUCGCCGCCGACCAGCCCGGCGGCUCCUCCUCCGGGCUCGAGAUCCCGGUGAUCGACCUCGGGAGCCUCGCGGCGGGCCGGCCGGCGGCGGUGGCGCGGGUCCUGGCGGCGGCGCGCGAGGUGGGGUUCUUCCGGGUGGUGAACCACGGGGUACCGGAGAGCGCGCUGGCGGGGGCGCUGGCGGCGGCGCGCGCGUUCCACGAGCUGCCGGGGGAGGUGAAGGCGGGGUACUACAGCAGGGAGGCGGGGAGGAAGGUGAAGUUCCGGAGCAACUUCGAUCUGUACAAGUCGAAGCACGCGAGUUGGAGGGACACUCUGUUCUGCGUCAUGGGGCCUGAGCCGCUCGAUCCUCUGGAGUUGCCUCUGGUCUGCAGAGACAAGAUGAUGGAGUAUUCCAAGCAAGUUAAGGCAUUAGGGAUCACUCUGUUUGAAUUGCUAUCAGAGGCGCUUGGUCUGAAACCCGACCAUCUUGUAAAUAUGGACUGCGCAAAAGGGCAUGCUCUUCUCAGUCACUACUAUCCAGCUUGCCCGGAGCCUGAUCUGACUAUGGGCACCGCCAAGCAUUCUGACCCUGACUUUCUUACUAUCCUUCUCCAAGACCAUAUCGGGGGACUUCAAAUUUAUUAUCGAGAUCAAUGGGUUGAUGUUCCACCUGUGGCUGGAGCUCUAGUUGUCAACAUUGGGGAUCUCCUUCAGCUUAUGUCGAAUGACAUUUUCAAAAGUGUUUGGCAUCGGGUGUUGGCAAACCAUGUUGGCCCUAGAUUAUCCGUGGCUUGCUUUUUCACUCUUCAUCAUUAUCCCACGACAAGAAUGUAUGGCCCGAUAAAGGAAAUAUUAUCAGAAGACGGGCCACCGGCUUUGUAUCGAGAAGCCUCUUUUCGCGAGUUCAUCGCAUACUAUGGCUCAAAAGGACUCGAUGGUAGUUCAGCUCUGACGCAUUUCAGGUUGGUUCAAUAGCCAUUUGACUACUAUACUGGAUUGCUUAAAGUUCAAGCGACAAUCAGCACAAAAUAUAUGUAGAAUGAAGGAGGAUGUACCGAGUAGAAUGUACUGAGGUUUGAGAGCAUGAUUGUAUACCGAAAGAUGCCUCUUUGUACACUGAUGUUUCCGUGGCUCUUCUAAUGUUGAUUUCUGCAUAUAUAUGUUUGAACAGAUAGGACCGUCGUAUUAGGUUGAUCGGUUCAUUAUGCCAGAUAAACUCAAUAUCUUUAGCGACAUCAAACACCGACACCAUUGAGCAUAUUGAUCCGUUGAAUGUUAUGUUGCUUGUGCUGAAGCUUUCUCCA
Syzygium oleosum is the source of this 1487-nucleotide messenger RNA. RefSeq names its product 1-aminocyclopropane-1-carboxylate oxidase homolog 1-like. The transcript has 3 exons. The record is from RefSeq and is a predicted model, not a curated record. Bases 46 to 1158 code for a protein of 370 amino acids. Lineage: Eukaryota; Viridiplantae; Streptophyta; Magnoliopsida; Myrtales; Myrtaceae.